AAGAAUUUCGGAGAACAUGGCGGCUAUGGGUGGGGAUGAAAGGCAGAGGAUGGAGGCUCCGGCAGGGGACAAGUUCCCGGAGGGGCUGCACGUGCUCGCUGUGGACGACGACAGCGUCUGCCUCAAGGUACUGGAGGUCGUUCUGCGUUGCUGCAAAUACAACCCAACGACCGUGACGGACGCGAAGACAGCGUUGAAGAUGCUAAGGGCGGGGAAGGCAGAGUUCGACCUGGUGAUCACCGACGUGCACAUGCCAGGCGUGGACGGCUUCAAGCUCCUUGAGCUCAUCCACCUUGAGAUGGAUCUGCCCGUCAUCAUGCUAUCUGUGGAUUGCGACAAGAAGGCUGUGAUGAAGGGCAUAACACAUGGGGCGUGCGACUAUUUGGUGAAGCCAGCGUGCACCAAUGAGCUAAAAAAUAUAUGGCAACAUGUUGAAAGGAGGAGAAAUUUUGAAGCAAAAACACACAUCAACAACAACAACAACAACAAUGAUGAUGAUGAUGAUAGAGUGCAGCCAAGGACUGCUGCCACGAGCAAGGACUCAGAUAAUAAGGGCAAUGAAAGAUAUGAUUCUAACGAGAACCAAGAGAUCACACACGUAUCCACCACCUGGAAGAAGCCAAGGGUGGUAUGGACAAUUGAGCUUCAGAACAAAUUUCUAGAAGCUAUUGACCAGAUCGGCCUAGACAAGGCCGUUCCAAAAAAGAUAUUGGAACUAAUGAAAGUGGAUUACCUCACCAGAGACAGUAUCGCAAGUCAUCUACAUGUUUAUUUUUGACCAUUAUCCUUAUAUUCACUCCCUGUGUUCCUAUUUUUUUUCCAUUCUAACAUUUUUUCAUAGAUAAGUGCAAGCUUUUAUUUUGCGGGGAAAGUAUCAAUGUAAGCUUUAGUAAUGCACCUAACAUGAAGAUGUGUGUAAUUACAAUUAAUUUUGUCCCUAUAAUGAGUCUUCAUAUACCGUGGAUGCUCUACACUUUCAAGUAUUUUUGUCCCUAUAAUGGGUCUUCUUAUACA
Triticum aestivum (bread wheat) is the source of this 1014-nucleotide messenger RNA. Its product is annotated as two-component response regulator ORR24-like. Gene Ontology annotation, biological process: phosphorelay signal transduction system; cytokinin-activated signaling pathway. The record is from RefSeq and is a predicted model, not a curated record. The transcript is spliced from 4 exons. Gene Ontology annotation, molecular function: DNA binding. Bases 17 to 778 code for a protein of 253 amino acids. Lineage: Eukaryota; Viridiplantae; Streptophyta; Magnoliopsida; Poales; Poaceae.